Molecule: messenger RNA, 3199 nt
Organism: Nerophis lumbriciformis (worm pipefish)
Lineage: Eukaryota; Metazoa; Chordata; Actinopteri; Syngnathiformes; Syngnathidae
Gene: otop1
Product: otopetrin 1
Biological process (GO): proton transmembrane transport; inner ear morphogenesis
Cellular component (GO): membrane
Molecular function (GO): proton channel activity
Source: RefSeq, a predicted model, not a curated record
UUGGGUGUACAGAAGUGACAUAUUGGGAAGUGGAAUGAGAUUUGAAGCAUGUUUUGCUUAGUCCCACCCUCAGCUCGCCAGGCGCCAUGAGCAGCAAGAAGUGCUGGACCAGGACUAGGACCAGGACCAGAACCAGGAGCAGGCUGCAGCAUGUUGAGCUUUUUGGAAGUCUUGCUCGUCCUUCACCUGCUUGUGUUGCCUCUCGUAAACGCACAUUUGGAGGGAUAAUCUUAGCGAAAAGAUUUGGACGUACUUUUGGAUUGUUUGAUCCUGAUCGUGUCUUGUAGCGGCUGAAGUCUUGCGUGGGUAAGCAUGCUCGGUAGCGUACCUGGCCGCCCGGAGACGCACCUGCAGAGCGCGGGUUUGAUCCCCACAGCCCAGCACUGACCGUACAAGCCAUGUCUCCCACCAUGAUGGAGCACAACACCCUGACCCUGGACGCCAAAUACUGCAACAGCUCCUCGUCGUCGUCCAGCUCCGACAACGACAAGAAGAUCCUGAGCGUGUCCGCGGACGAGCCGAGGAAGAAGGCGGAGAUCCUGAGCGGCCAGUACGGAACCAACCUGCUGCUGAUCGGCGCCGCGCUCAUGCUGGCCUUGGCGCACCACAGCCCGUCCGUCAAGGAGGACCACCUGCUGGCCUUCGUCACCUGCCUGAUGGUCCUGCAGCUGGUCUGGAUGAUGUGGUUCGUCCUGCUGCGGCGCCGGCACAGGAGCGCGCUCACCGAGAAAGACGUCCACGCCACCACGUGCUGGAUCAGAGGUGGUUUGACUCUUCUUGCGCUCCUGUCUUUAAUCAUGGAUGUGUUUCGAAUCGGAUAUUACGUGGGCUAUCAAUCUUGUGUGUCGGCUGUCCUCGGGGUGUAUCCCGUCAUCCAUGCAACACACACCAUAGCACAGGUGCACUUUCUCUGGUUUCACAUCAAGGAUGUCAUCAAGAGUUUUGAGACCUUUGAGAGAUUUGGUGUCAUCCAUGCGGUCUUCACCAACCUCCUCCUGUGGUGCAACGGUGUGAUGUCCGAAGCCGAGCACUUCCUCAACAACCACAAAAGAAGACUCUCUGCCCUGGGCUACGGAAACCUCACUAUAGUUCACACGGAGCCCGACUGUAACUGCACCACCAGCGCCUGCUCCAUGUUCUCCAGCAGCCUCUACUAUCUCUAUCCUUUCAACAUCGAAUACCACAUAUUUGUGUCCGCCAUGCUCUUUGUCAUGUGGAAGAACAUCGGCCGCACCAUUGACCUGUCUUCCAAUCGGAAAAGGCUGGCGACCAAAACCCAAGGUUUGACCCUGGGCCCCGUUCUGGGUCUUGUCGCCUUUGCCAGCACUAUCGGGAUUUUGGUGGUGUACAUAACGCAUGUGGAGGGCUCCCUUCAAACACGACGCUCUGCCAUUUCUAUGUUCUACAUUUAUGGCAUCGUCAUGCUUGUGUUUAUGUGCUCUGCCUGUGCUUCAGGUCUGCUCAUAUACCGAGCAGAUCGCAUGCCCUUGGACACGUCCAAGAACCCGUCCAGGCAGCUGGACACAGAGCUGCUGUUUGGCUCCUCUAUGGGCUCCUGGUUCAUGUCCUGGUGCAGCAUAGUGGCGGUGCUGGGAGCCACCAGCAGCCCCCCUUACCGCUGGACCAAUCUGACCUAUUCUCUGCUGGUGGUGUUGGAGAAGUGCACCCAGAACCUCUUCAUCAUCGAGUCCCUCUACCGCCGGCAGGAAGUUGCCGGGCGGGACGACCCGGAGUUAGCGACGUCGCCGGAAAUCUUCUCCGUGGCGUCCGCUUUGGCCCCGCCUUACAACGGCAUCUUCAACCGAGCCUACGACACCCCUGACAAGGCUUGUGUCGCCAUGGAGAACGAGCAGGAAGACCACGGACGGGCGUACAAAUGUCCCAGGAAAACCUCGGACCAUCCCCUGCCCUUCAGGAACCAGGCCCCAAAUAUCAAGAGGCGAAUCCUGAAGAACAUCGCAGUCUUCUUGAUUAUGGGCAACAUCUCGCUGUGGAUCCUUCCCGCCUUUGGCUGUCGGCCGCAGUAUGAAAAUGGAUUGGAACAGGAGACCUUCGGCUUCAGCACAUGGACUACCACUCUCAAUUUCGCCGUUCCUUUAAACCUUUUCUACCGCAUGCACUCGGUGGCGUCUCUCUUUGAGGUCUUCCGCCGGGUGUGACAAUGGCGGAACACUCCCAUUCCCCACUUGAACGUAAGCCAUGGCAACACUCCCUCUCACCCAAAGAUGACUGGUAUGACCCAACAUGUUCACCCGUGUGAUGAACUUGAACGUAAGCCAUGGCAACACUCCCUCCCACCCAAAGAUGACUGGUAUGACCCAACAUGUUCACCCGUGUGAUGAACUUGAACGUAAGCCAUGGCAACACUCCCUCCCACCCAAAGAUGACUGGUAUGACCCAACAUGUUCACCCGUGUGAUGAACUCCAACCCUUUUUGAAAGAGUUUCUGAAGGGCUUUUUUAUGGUUUGUUCUCUUUCAGUUAGUCUUCUGGACUUAGACCUGAUCAUAUUGUUCACCUCAUUCAAACUGUGCUUUAUAGAACGUGAACAUACCGCAGUUCAAAUGCAUUUUGUUUAUGGAGGACGUUGUCAUUUACUAUGAAAUGAUACAUUUGUUACAUUUCCCCUGGGUUUUUAAAUCUCAGAGGACAAUCUCAGCUCAGCGCCAUAUUUUUAGGCCUGUAAGCAAACGUCAGAGAGAAAUGACAAAUGCCAAGCUCUGUGUUUCAUAAAAGAGUCAAAAGGUCUCUCAUCUGCGCCAAACUGCAUGAAAAUACUUUGUUUACUUGGAUCCGUACAACAUUUGUGUCCCGAUAUAAAAAGGAUACGAUGGCUAAGACCAUUCUUUUUGACACUUGCUGCUUGUCUGCUGCAAAACGUUCAUAGUUCCAGGAUUAUUUUGGAUUUGUACGCAGCAUGUUGGCCAAGUACAACAGUUUCUUUUAAAGGCAUUUUUCUGACUGUUUCAAGGUUCUCAAAGUUGCUUAAUUCAACAAUCCUUUUCAUUGAGGUUGGGACACUGAAGCAGGACUCAAAUCACUUGAAUCAAGCCUGUGGUUCUCAUUCUGGUGCUCUCAUCCGUCCUCUCGGGAAGUGACAACUUAAACUGCUUUUGCUUUUUGAUUGUCAUCUUUGUAAAUACUCAAACUGAUCAAAAUGAACACGCUGUGAUCUGAUUUUGUGAAAAUCCGAUGGACUG